Messenger RNA from Blepharisma stoltei, 2483 nucleotides. The record is from the annotation of a GenBank genome assembly. NCBI's taxonomy places the organism in Eukaryota, Ciliophora, Heterotrichea, Heterotrichida, Blepharismidae.
AUGCUUGUCAGCCCGGCAGCAAAAGAUUCUCCGACAGUCAAUUUUCUUCGUAAAGCAGAGAUUGGAAUCACUGUGACCUUCCUCACAUGAAUUAUUUAUACUAUUUUUUCUGAAGCUUGAAUUCUCUCUUCAAGGGUAGCAGCUUCUACAACCAUUGAUGGCUUAGAAAAAAGCUCAAUUUCUAGCAGUGGUUACGUAGAUUUAAACGAUGGCCAACUUGCCACAUUUCUAAGUAAUCUUCCAGCUCUUCUAGUUUUUGCCACCUUAUUUGUAUCCGGACGCAAAUUACUUAUAAGUCAAAAACUUGAAUUGAAGCAUCAAUUAAUUUACUAUUUAUUUAUAGGGAUAGGAAUGAAUAUAUAUUUGCAUGGCCCAGGAUUUUUAUUUUUACUGUUUGAGCUCUUAUUUAAUUAUCUUUUAGCUUACAAAUAUGCAGGAAAACGAGGGUUUCCUCUAUUAGCUUGGGCUUUUAACUUCACAUAUUUAAUUUUAGCAGAAUAUUAUCAUGGGUUCCAAUUCUCAUGGUUUGCUCCAUCAUUAAAGUUUCUAGAUGAUUUACCUGUGGAAAUGAAUUGGUCUGGAGUCAAUAAAAUGUGCAUGCUUAAAGCCUUAAGUUUUGUUCUUGAUUAUCAUUGGGCACUCUCCAAAGAUGAUUAUAUGCCUUUAAAUAAGCAUAAGCUUGACUGUAAUGAAUGCAAUGAGAUAAAUGUAUGCUUCACCUAUAGAAUGAGAGCACACGCAAGUCAUUAUUCUUUAUUAGCAUAUGCUGCUUAUUUCUUUUAUCCACCUCUGUAUUUUGCUGGACCAACUGUGUGCUAUAAUGCUUGGAUAUCUCAAGUGCAGAGUCCACAAAGGAGCUAUGAUAUGCUGCAUUGGAUUAAAUUAGAAAUCAUAGGGUCUAAGACUGAUGCCAUUAUUAAUAAAAAUCAAAAAUUUGUUAAAAAAUAUUUGGAGUGAGAAUAAGUUAUUAUAAAGUACAAAAAAAUUAAUUAUUUAUGGAUUGAGAAUCGUUGUUGUAUUUAUAAUACUUGAAUUAUUUAUUCAUAAUUUAUAUUUUCCAGCCAUAGCUGGAAAUGAUAAAAACACGUGAAUUUGGGAAUCAUUUACGCCAUUUGAGCUUGUUAUUGCAAGCUAUGUUAUAUUGAAAUGGAUUUGGCUAAAAUUUACAUUGAUUUGGAGAUUUUUCAGGAUGUGGGCACUUUGUGAUGGCAUAGAGACCCCAGAGAAUAUGGGAAGAUGCAUGUCAAAUAAUUAUUGCUUUGAAGGCUUUUGAAGAAUGUGGCAUAGGGCUUUUAAUCAAUGACUGAUUAGGUAUUUAUUUGUGCCACUCGGAGGAAGCAAAUAUAAAAUCUUCAACAUUUGGAUAGUCUUUGGUUUUGUAGCUCUCUGGCAUGAUUUAAAUUUAAAUUUAUUAGUAUGGGGCUGGGGAAUGUGCUUGUUCAUAAUGCCAGAAGUGUUGGUAAAGAGCUAUUUUCAAAGAAGCAAAUUUUUGAACUUCAGGAAAACUCUGAAGUAUAGCUGACUGUGUGCAUUUGGAGGUGGAAUAUAUAUAAUUUUGAUGAUGGCUGCUAACUUAGUAGGAUUUUCUUUUGGAGUUCGUGGAUUGAUAAUUGUCUUACUCCCCCCCCCUCCGUGAGUGAACAAAACCAUUAGAAAAAUCCCUAUUUUUUGCCCAAAAACCCACCCUCCGUGAGUGAACAAAAAUUUUUUAAUAGAAAAAUUUUUUAUGGAAAAAAAAAAUUGAUAUAUAAAUGAUAAUUAUUAUAAUGAAAUCUAGAGCUAAUUCUGUUUAUUUUUAAACGAAUUGCUUUUUAAAACAUAAAUUUUGCAAAUUGAAUUAAAUAUUUGCUUUCCAAUUUUUGCGAAUUAGGAUUUUUUUUAAAUUUCGAAAAAAAUAUUUUUUAUAAAAUUAUAUAUAAAUUUUUUAAAAAAAAAAAUUAACCCCCCUCCGUGAGUGAACAAAAUUUUUUUGUUCACUCACGGAGGGGGGGGGGAGUUAGAAGAAAUUUUCACAUUAUCUGGAAGUAUUUUAGGCAAAAUAUAAUAAAAAUUAUUUUUAUAUUUUUUUAAAAAUAAUUAUAAUUAAUAUUAAAUUUACUCUGCAUUGAAUAUUAUUUCUAAAAAAUUUAAGACACAGUAUUUUGCUAUUCAAAGUGAUCUUGACUGCCACAAUGGCAACGCAUUUUAUGCUUAUAGUCAGGCAUCAAGAAACAAGAUGUGAAAUAAAAAAUAAAGGAUUUUAAAUUUAUUAAGUUAAGUUAAAAGUUAUGCUGGCCAUAAUCAGGUAAACCUGCCAAUAUUGGCUCCAAAAGGUUAAGGAUUUACAACCUUAGCCACUGUCUAUAGGAUCAGCUCCCAAAGCAGAGCCACCUCUGCAGAGUGCCCAAUUGUCCCGAUGAGCGAAGUCAUGUGGCAGGCAAAUCUUUCUAGCAAUCUUAGGGACUAAUUUCUGUUAACUUCAUCAUUUUAUUUAUUAAAUUUAA